Molecule: messenger RNA, 978 nt
Organism: Arctia plantaginis
Lineage: Eukaryota; Metazoa; Arthropoda; Insecta; Lepidoptera; Erebidae
Source: the annotation of a GenBank genome assembly
AUGUUGGAGGAUAGUUUAAAGGAGUUAAGCGCGAAGCGUAGUUCCAUUAAGGGACGCGUGACUAAAUUUAAAAAUAGUUUAGAUGUUUUAGAUACAUUAGAAAAUAUUUCUGCAAUUGAACUAAGCAAGCUUGCGAUGAAACUAUCAAGAUUUGAGGCGUUGUUCAUUGAAUUUGAUGAGGUGCAAAAUCAAAUAGAAAUUUUAAGCGUAGAUAAACUAGAGGCUGAGCUAGCUAUACGCGACUCAGUUGAAACAGAUUUUUACCAUUCCAUUGCCUUUGCAAAAACAUUAUUAGAGAAAGCGCAGCCUGAAGAAGCGUGGCCAGUGGAGCCGUUGUGCUCGGUCGACUUACCUGAACUGAAAGCUCAACCCGCUUUCGUCGGAGAGGCUGCACUAGCGUGCGAACUUAUAGAUUUAGAUAAAUAUUCUAGCCUACCUGUCGUACAAAAUACAUUAGCGAGAAUGCUAAGAUUUAUACACAACUCUAGACACCCUACAAGCAAACUUACCGGUCCCUUAUCGACCGACGAAAGGCAUAAUGCCAUGACUCAUCUAAUAAAAAUGUCACAGCCUGAACUUUCUAAAUCUGCCCUUUUGGAAUCUUUUACACCCAAAAACAUCACAAGCGGCUUUUCAAAGCCAGGAAUUUGGCUAUUCAACCGACUUGCAUUUGGGGACGUUCUCAAGGAGAGUUCUCAAGAAGAAUACAAAGAAAAUAGUCAGGAAACAGAGAGACAGGAAGUCGUUUUUGUGGAGCCGGAAAGAAGUAAAAAUGAUGAAAUUAUUGCUGAAAGCUGUAAAAUAGACGAGACACAAACAGACCCAUUAGAUGAUAGAUCGGAUUUUGAUACAUCUGCAAAUGUUAUUCCACCUCUUAAUGUUUCACCACUUUCAAAGGAUAGCCUGUUAGGCUUUCAGAUUAAUAAUAACAUAAUAUGUGAAAGUCUGUGCUCCUUUGAAGCCAUUGUCAGAUUCUGA